Molecule: messenger RNA, 2000 nt
Organism: Prosopis cineraria
Lineage: Eukaryota; Viridiplantae; Streptophyta; Magnoliopsida; Fabales; Fabaceae
Product: beta-carotene isomerase D27, chloroplastic
Exons: 8
Coding region: 150-989 (279 amino acids)
Molecular function (GO): iron ion binding
Source: RefSeq, a predicted model, not a curated record
AAGGACCGCACUAGGGGAUUACUGUUAUAUCACUUCACGGAAUCACAGGCUGCUAUUGCCCUAUUGGAUAAAUUGUACGGACGGCGGCCAUCUGGCGAAACUGCCCUCUGCAAUUGCGCAGACUAGUCCACGUAUAGUGGAGGAGUGAAAUGAAGCCGCUUGGAGUUGUUGGAGCCCCUACCCAUUCUUCUUUUCCGCCGCCGACUUCCCUCUUCCUUCCCAAGCGCCUUCAAAGCCAUCAUUUUUGUGUUCCCCGCGCUUCUUCAGGAUCUAGAACAGCAGAACAUGCGAAAACUGCAGCUACAAUUCCAGAAUACAAGCCCAGUGUAUUUGAUAACUUGUUCCUCCAAUUGUUCCGCAACAAAUUAGUGGCGGGGGGAGGAGGGAGGAACGAGAAAGAAAUUCAUCACUCGACCCCUUUUCAGGAGGUUGGAUGGGAUUCAAACAAACCUGGAUAUGAUGGACUUAUUGAAGUUGCGAACCAGCUAAUGAUGAAGGGCAGGACAAGAAUCGAUACUAUCGAAGCAGCGGUACGGGUAUUGAGGUCCUUGUUUCCUCCAUUUCUUUUGGAGCUAUAUAAAAUGCUCAUAGCUCCUAUAGGAGGGGGCAAAGUUGCUGCUAUGAUGGUUGCAAGGGUUACUGCACUGACCUGUCAAUGGCUAAUGGGUCCCUGCAAAAUCAAUUCUGUCGACUUGGACAACGGAGGCUCUUGCAGUAGUGGGGUUUAUGUGGAAAGAUGCAAGUACCUGGAAGAAAGCAAAUGUGCCAGUAUUUGCGUCAAUACUUGUAAAUUUCCGACACAGACUUUCUUCCUGGAUCAUAUGGGAGUUCCGCUGCUAAUGGAGCCCAACUUCAGUGAUUAUAGUUGUCAGGGAACGCUGUGCUCUAUCAUAUCUGUCAUCUGGUCGUUGGCACUGCUAGCCACAAGAAACUUGUUGCCACUGUCCUUCCUUGUGGAUAAUUUUGCAUUUCUUAUUUGUUUUCCGUAGUUCACAAUAUCAUUCCUUCAAUCUGCUGACGGAAUACUUCUAUGGAUCUUGGUUCUUGCAGUAAUGAGUUUUUUUUUUUUUUUUUGUUGGGGGGGGGGAGUUCGCGUUAGAAGAACCCUGACUAUAGCCGCACUUUACACCUACACAAGUUCUCAGAUUAGAUUAUUAAGUCCUCGAUUCCCACUUAUCAGCAAUGCUUAUUUCCAGAAGCGAAAUUUUUUUUGGCAUAGGGUUGAUGGUUUGCAUAUAGAUUCAUAUUUAGCAGGUUCCUUUCUCUCUAUUCACUCUAAUUGGUUGAUAUUUCAUACAGUGACAGUGGACUUGAAAGCUCCACCAGCCCCAUCCUUUGAUUUGAUGUAGUGGCCUCUUUUUCCAGGGUUUGUAUGUUGCCUAAAAUUUUCACAUUUGUUUCUUUCUAUUAGAAGCACCGGAUUCAGAUAUUGAGUUUUAACCUCUUGAUCGCUUUCAGUUCUUCUCUUCUUCCAUGUUUUAAUAAAUGGUUGAAUUUUCUAAUUUUAUUUGAAACAACACACAGCGCAUUCAAGUAUCCAUUCCAAAAUGAUCAGUUUCAAUUCUUUCGCCCCUCCUCGGUGACCAUUUGCCACUUUUUUGAAUGGUCUUAUAAUUAUUUUGGUAGAAACUCAGACAGAUAGUCAUCUAUCAACAGUGACGGCAUUCUAGUCGAGUUCUUGCUGCUUUCAGAAACCACAGAGAUUGACAUUCGUUAGAUUUUCUUUGGCUUCAUUGUGAUCUAUUUCAAGAUCUUUGGAACCGUUAGAAGAUAGACGCGGCAGGUGUCAUUAGGACAUAACUAGGUUUCCAAGGUUGAUCACUGAUUGUGGCUGAAAACAGCAAUUAAGGAGCAAAACGGAGUUAAAGUUGACUGUGCGUGUGUCAAUGUUUGGUGUCUUAAAGCCGUAGAUGUUGACGGAAAAUAAUUGUAUAACCAAUAUCUCUAGUAAGAUAAACUGGUGCCACAAGUUUCUUAUCGUUGUAAAAUGGCAGUUCAAA